Messenger RNA from Anopheles marshallii, 594 nucleotides. RefSeq lists its product as uncharacterized. Bases 1 to 594 code for a protein of 197 amino acids. The transcript is spliced from 4 exons. Lineage: Eukaryota; Metazoa; Arthropoda; Insecta; Diptera; Culicidae. The record is from RefSeq and is a predicted model, not a curated record.
AUGUUUAGUCCCAGUGCUGGUGGUGUUGGUUGUCGAUCGGGUCGAUUUUUACUAUUAAAUAAAUCGUGCUUUUCAAUUACCGACAAAGCUGUCCUGCUGAUUCCAAUUCUAUUAAUGAUGAUACAAUUUAAUACCCCUACGGUCGGAGCGUUACGGUGCUAUGCCUGUGGAUUAACACAAACUUCCGGCGAUGUGAGGUGCGUGUCGGAGCCGCAAAGCGUCGAGGGACAGAGUGUAGUCACCUGCUCGAGAAAGUACUGCACCAUCACUAGGCAGGAGCUGGUGGAUCCACCUGGCAAGCUGGUUACUUUCUUGAGAGGAUGUGAGGAGAGCCCACUGUAUCUUGACGAAGUCAUCGAAGAUCCGACUUUCAUCACUUACUAUCGGUCUUGCACCACCGACCUGUGCAACGAAGGCGAUGCCCUAGGUUCCUCCGGUUCCGCCCUGACCGGGCUCAACGAGGGAGCCUCCGAUAAUCUGCUCGUCCCCGGGUUGCCCAACAGCGGAGUAGUACCGAUGGCAACGACAUCUCCAUUACUGCUGAUCAUUAAAAUCGCAUCACUGGUGCUAUCGGCAACACGCAUCAUCGCGUAG